GUUUGUGUUCUUCCUGGACCCGUGCAACAUCGAUAUUGUGCAGCGGAAGAUCAAGUCCAUGGCUUUGUGUGUGUCCCAGUGCCCUGACAUUGAGCUGAAGACAUAUGGAGACAUCAAGAGAUUUGCCAUAAAUAAUGGGUCCGAACUCUGCUCCUAUGACCUCCCUCCACCACGGUACCCCGGCCAUCCGGAGAGGUCUACGAAAUGCCCUAAAUUGCCGGUGUUACCAAGCAAGCCCCUCCCACUCUUCAACCGCUGCACCCCGGUGAACAUCUCCUGCUACACGCGCUUCGCCGAGGCCGUCGUCACCUUCGUCAGCGACAAUAGCAUGCUGCACAGCCUGGUGGCCGGAGUGGUGGCCAGCAAGGAGGUCAUCCUGGGCCUGUGUGUGCUGGCACUAGUGCUCUCCAUGGUCCUGAUGGUCAUCAUUCGCUACAUCUCCGCCGUGCUCGUCUGGAUCCUCACUGCCCUCGUGGUCCUCGGCUCCCUGGGUGGCACUAGCGUCCUCUGGUGGCUGUACAUUGACAACCGGAAGAUGGCGAACGCGACCAUAGCCGCCACGGCUGCCGCUAGCAACAAGGAGGAACCACGGGACAACGUCCAGGCUCUGCUGAUCUAUGCCGUCGCCGCCACGGUGUUCACGGUGAUUCUACUACUGCUGAUGCUUUUCAUGAGGAAGCGCGUGGCCCUCACCAUCGCCCUGUUCCACGUGGCUGGGAAGGUGUUCAUCCACCUGCCCUUGCUGGUCUUCCAGCCCUUCUGGACUUUUCUGGCUCUUCUGUUCUUCUGGAUGUACUGGGUCAUGGUGCUCCUCUUCCUUGGCACUGCUGGGAACCCAAUACAGAACGAGGAGACGGGCCUGGUUGAGUUUUGGCUGACCGGGCCACUGCAGUACAUGGCCUGGUAUCAUGCUGUGGGCCUCAUUUGGAUCAGCGAGUUCAUCCUUGCCUGCCAGCAGAUGACUGUGGCCGGGGCAGUGGUCACAUACUACUUUACAAGGUGGGACGGCUCAGACAUGCAAGGGCGUAGGCUGUGCUCUCAACGUCUCCGGUGUGUUUUGUUCAAUGCUAAUGCUAAUAGCUUCCUCUGUGCCCUUCAUGGUCAUGGCUUGGGGACACGUUGACGGUUUAUGCUAAUGGUCACUGACAGAAUAACUUGGGAAUCUCGUCUCAAAUCUUGCUGCCUGCUGAGAGGGUUGAGUCAUUGUCGAACUGCAGAGAAUGCUUUACUUUGGUGGGCGAUACAAAACUCCUAAUUUGGGGAUGGUUUACACAUGGGUGAGUGUAAUAAAGUCUGUGUGUGUGUGUGUGUGUGUGUGUGUGUGUGUGUGUGUGUGUAUAUAUAUAUAUAUAUAUAUCUGUAAACAUCCUAAAUCAAAAUCGGCUCAU
Messenger RNA from Paramormyrops kingsleyae, 1388 nucleotides. The record is from RefSeq and is a predicted model, not a curated record. NCBI's taxonomy places the organism in Eukaryota, Metazoa, Chordata, Actinopteri, Osteoglossiformes, Mormyridae.